AUGGACGUGAUUCAAAGUGUUGGUGACCAAAGCUUCGGCUUAUCGCAUCCAAGCUCUGCCCUUCAUGCUUCACAGCAGGCCCCUGCUUUCUUACAAAACUCCUUUGCAUCGUGGGCCCCCUUGACAGCAGCAGAGAGCUCUGAUCAAUGGGCGACCUAUGAGUAUCUUUUACUUGUUUGCCUGCGCACUGGCGACGAUAAAUCUGCGCACCUUUGCCUGAAUCGCCUGACAGAUCGGUUUGGUCCAGCUAAUGAACGGAUUAUGGGAUUGAGAGGUCUAUACCAGGAAGCUACAGCAAAGGACACUUCAACUUUACAGAGCAUUCUGCAAGAUUAUGACAAUAUCCUCAAAGAGAAUGCCGUCAACGUGCCUAUUCUGAAACGCCGAGCAGCCCUACUACGUUCAUUAGGCCGAGACGAUGAGGCUAUAUCGGCAUUGGUGGACUACGUCGAGGCUUUUCCGACCGACGCCGAGGCAUGGUGCGAGCUGGCAGACUGUUAUCAAUCCAAUGCCAUGAGUGCGCAAGCAAUAUUCAGCGUGGAGGAAGCACUGCUAGUGAUACCUAAUUCAUGGAACCUUCAUGCACGUCUUGGCGAACUCCUCUACAUUUCAACCACCUCUACAACUGUCGAUGGCUCUUCUGCACAAAUAUUGGCGAGGUCAAUGAGACAUUUCCUAAGGAGUCUCGAGCUUUGCGACAGCUUUGCAAGGGCAUUAUAUGGCCUCAUUCUGGUUACCUCCAAACUCAUCGAAUACCUGUCAGGCAACAACACGAGUGGCGCCAAAGUGCCGUCAAAAGAAGUCGUCGAGGAAGUCAAAUCAAUGGCUCUGCACAAAUCAGAGGACCUUGUACGUUCGCAACAAUCGCAGUCCACCCCACAUGGAGCCCAAGGCGACCUCCUUGCUUUGAAGGAGCUAGUGCAGCGGAAGUAG
Talaromyces rugulosus is the source of this 933-nucleotide messenger RNA. RefSeq lists its product as uncharacterized. Gene Ontology annotation, molecular function: protein binding. The coding region runs from base 1 to 933 and encodes 310 amino acids. The record is from RefSeq and is a predicted model, not a curated record. The transcript is spliced from 4 exons. Gene Ontology annotation, biological process: protein folding in endoplasmic reticulum. Gene Ontology annotation, cellular component: EMC complex. NCBI's taxonomy places the organism in Eukaryota, Fungi, Ascomycota, Eurotiomycetes, Eurotiales, Trichocomaceae.